AUAAAAAAGAAAUUCCCACCACUUCUCGGCUUCCGCUCCCUCCCUCGAUCCAGCCAUGGCCGCCUAGCCCCACCCCUCCCCGCGCCGCUAGGGUUUCCGCCCGCGCCGACGCGCCCUCCGCCGCGAGCCCAGCUCCCGCCCCGUGGCCGCGGCGUCCGAUUCGGCCGCCGGGUGGUGGGGUCCGGUCCGGUCUGGUCUGGUCUGGUCUGGCCUGCCGUGGUCUGGUCCCGGGCGAGCAAUGGCGACUCGAGGGGGCGAGUGGUCGCGGUUCUCGGUGAGCGGCGAGUUGUGCCUCCGCGAGCCGCGCUACUUCUGCUUCCUCAGCUGAUGGGCUCGGGCCGGCUGCCUUCCUCGGUUUCUCCGUGCUCGGUGGAAUCCGCUCCGGAGCAUUGAGGGGCCGUCUUCCUGGGUCGGCGCUGUUCGCCGGGGAAGAAGAAGAAGGUUUGGAUCGGCGGGCGGGUCCGGACUGAAGGUCCGUUGGAGCGUCUGGGAUUCGGGCGCGCUGGGGUCGGCAAUGGCGAGGGUUUGCCUGGGUGGCUCCGGCUUCGGUUAGGGCCCCGCCUCAACCCGAGGCGGCCGCUGCUUCGUGGCGUCAGGUUGGGCGAAGCGGCGGUGGAGGAUGGAGGACCUGCUCUGGCCGCAGUGGGACAAGUCGGGCGUUGCUGCCGGGAGCGCGGCGCAGUUCUGAGCAGCUGCUUCGGAGUUCGGUGUUGUCGGCGUCGGUCGCGUCCCUCCAUGGAGAGAAAGCUCUCCAUGUCCGAGAUGCCGCAGCCCCUGCCUGAAAAUGACGGGGAGCAAAGGUGUCUCAACUCGGAGCUAUGGCAUGCAUGCGCUGGGCCCCUUGUGUCUCUGCCCGCGGUUGGAAGCCGGGUCAUCUAUUUUCCACAGGGUCACAGUGAGCAGGUUGCCGCAUCAACUAAUAAGGAGGUUGAUGCUCAAAUCCCUAAUUAUCCAAAUCUCCCCCCUCAGUUGAUCUGCCAGCUUCAUAAUGUCACGAUGCAUGCUGAUGCAGAGACUGAUGAAGUUUAUGCCCAAAUGACACUGCAGCCGUUGAGCCCGGAAGAGCAAAAGGAGCCUUUUCUUCCAAUCGAGUUGGGUGCUGCUAGCAAGCAGCCGACUAAUUACUUCUGCAAGACUUUGACUGCAAGUGAUACAAGUACACAUGGCGGAUUUUCUGUUCCUCGACGUUCUGCUGAGAAAGUCUUCCCUCCAUUGGAUUUCUCUCUGCAGCCUCCAUGCCAGGAGCUCAUUGCAAAAGAUCUGCAUGACAAUGAAUGGAAAUUUCGCCACAUAUUUCGUGGUCAGCCAAAAAGGCAUCUCCUGACUACAGGUUGGAGUGUCUUUGUAAGUGCAAAGCGACUAGUAGCAGGGGAUUCUGUUAUUUUCAUCUGGAAUGAUAAUAACCAACUUCUCUUGGGGAUUCGUCAUGCAAAUCGUCCUCAGACAGUUAUGCCGUCUUCUGUGCUGUCAAGCGACAGCAUGCAUAUAGGCCUUCUUGCAGCAGCAGCUCAUGCUGCGGCCACAAACAGUCGUUUCACUAUUUUCUAUAACCCCCGGGCUAGCCCUUCUGAGUUCAUCAUUCCACUGGCUAAGUAUGUCAAAUCUGUUUAUCACACACGUGUGUCUGUUGGAAUGCGGUUUAGAAUGCUUUUUGAGACAGAGGAGUCAAGUGUCAGACGAUACAUGGGUACAAUUACAACCAUAAGUGAUCUUGACUCUGCACGUUGGCCAAAUUCACACUGGCGUUCUGUCAAGGUUGGUUGGGACGAGUCCACCGCUGGUGAGAAACAACCUAGAGUGUCACUCUGGGAGAUUGAGCCAUUGACAACCUUUCCGAUGUAUCCAACUGCUUUUCCUUUAAGACUGAAGCGUCCAUGGGCUUCAGGGCUGCCUUCUAUGCAUGGCAUGUUCAAUGGUGUCAAGAAUGAUGAUUUUGCUCGUUAUUCUUCUCUCAUGUGGCUCGGUGAUGGGGAUAGAGGGGCUCAGUCGUUGAACUUCCAGGGAGUUGGAGCGUCACCUUGGCUUCAGCCAAGAAUAGAUUCUCCAUUGUUGGGUCUUAAGCCAGACACAUACCAGCAAAUGGCUGCAGCAGCACUGGAAGAGAUUAGAACUGGGGAUCCUUCGAAACAGUCCUCAGCUCUCUUGCAAUUCCAACAGACUCAGAAUCCGAACGGUGGGUUGAAUUCUGUGUAUGCCAAUCAUGUUCUACAGCAGAUGCAGUAUCAGGCUCAGCAGUCGUCUCUGCAAACUGUUCAGCACGGCCAUAGUCAGUACAGUGGUAAUCCUGGGUUUCUUCAAAGUCAGUUUCAGCAGCUGCAUUUGCAUAAUCCUCCGGCACCAUCGCAGCAAGGGCAUCAGGUUAUACAACAAUCUCACCAGGAGAUGCAACAACAGCUUUCAUCUGGUUGUCAUCGUAUUUCAGAUGUAGAUUCUAGCAUGUCUGGUUCUGAGUCUGCUUCGCAGUCACAACCUCCAUUCUACCAGCAGAACCUCUUAGAAGGAAACAAUGAUCCAUCGAUGCAUCUGCACAAUGGUUUCCGUAACUUCUCUAGCCAAGAUGCUUCAAACCUUGUCAGUUUGCCUCGAACUGACCAAUUAAUGGCGCCGGAGGGAUGGCCUUCAAAGAGGUUGGCUGUGGAACCCCUUGGUCAUAUUGAAUCUCGGUCUGUGCAACCCAAACAUGAGAAUGUAAAUCACCAGAGUAAUAUAUCCCACUUUGCUGGCACCUUGGCGCCACAGUCAGCAAGAGACUCAUCCAGUGUCCAGGCUUAUGUUGCAAAUGUUGACAACCACUUUCUUUCAUCAUCAUUUGCAUUCCAGGACGGAAUGGCAGGUGCAAGGGGUGGCAGCAGCAGUGGAACUGUUUCUAUGGCCAUACCUUUGUUGAGGUAUAGUGGCGAAGAUUUGCCACCCGCAGACACCUUAGCAACUUCGAGUUGUUUAGGCGAAUCGGGAACCUUCAACUCUCUUGAUAAUAUGUGUGGUGUAGACCCAUCACAAGAUGGUAUCUUUGUGAAGGUUUGCAAAUCAGGGUCCCCUGGAAGAUCGCUCGACAUCACCAAAUUCAGCAGCUACUAUGAGUUACGUAGUGAGCUGGAGCAUCUAUUUGGCCUGGAAGGCCAACUGGAGGACCCCGUAAGAUCAGGCUGGCAGCUUGUAUUCGUCGACCGAGAAAAUGAUAUUCUUCUCGUUGGCGACGACCCAUGGCAGGAGUUUGUGAAUAGCGUAGGGUGCAUCAAGAUACUCUCGCCGCAGGAGGUGCAGCGGAUGGUCCGCGGCGGCGAAGGCCUUCUGUCUUCUGCACCUGGAGCGAGGAUGGCGCAGGGCGAUGUCUGCGACGGUUAUUCUGGGGGCCAUGACUUACAGAAUCUCACCGGCAGCAUGGCCUCCGUACCAUCACUGGACUACUGAAACGGAGACCGGAGCCCGGAACUAAACCAGCACUCCAGGACAGCAGCAUCACGGGGUAUCGCGAUGUGUCCGGUCCACCAACCCUAGCUAGUCCUCUCCUCGCCAUGAACUCUAGUCAAUAAUAUAGUUAGACGAUCUACCACAUCAUUCCGAUCAUGGAUAUGUUGUAUUGAUCGCUGCUUCGGCUCUAUGAUAGCCUAGUCUCGGAAUGGCAGACAACAACCGCUCCUAUGAAUGGAGGCAGUAUGGUACCGCGGAACUGUGGAAGUGACCACCUUAUUAUGUAGCAAUAUGCAUGACCUAAAACUGAGUAUUCCGACUGGAGACAUAAAACUGAUUAUUCCCGA
Molecule: messenger RNA, 3758 nt
Organism: Hordeum vulgare subsp. vulgare (domesticated barley)
Lineage: Eukaryota; Viridiplantae; Streptophyta; Magnoliopsida; Poales; Poaceae
Product: auxin response factor 25-like
Exons: 14
Coding region: 736-3411 (891 amino acids)
Biological process (GO): regulation of DNA-templated transcription; response to hormone
Cellular component (GO): nucleus
Molecular function (GO): DNA binding; protein binding
Source: RefSeq, a predicted model, not a curated record